This is a messenger RNA of Phytophthora sojae, 1878 nucleotides long. RefSeq lists its product as hypothetical. Gene Ontology annotation, biological process: non-motile cilium assembly; protein localization to cilium. Gene Ontology annotation, cellular component: centrosome; axoneme; BBSome. NCBI's taxonomy places the organism in Eukaryota, Oomycota, Peronosporomycetes, Peronosporales, Peronosporaceae. Gene Ontology annotation, molecular function: smoothened binding; patched binding. The coding region runs from base 109 to 1878 and encodes 589 amino acids. The transcript is spliced from 10 exons. The record is from RefSeq and is a predicted model, not a curated record.
GUUUCCACUCUGUGUCUCCUCCAUUUAGGCAGGAAUGACAUUUUGAGAUCCACCCCUUCAGCGCCAAGUGCCCCUUCACAGCAUCUACCGACGGAUCAAGCACACGCAAUGCCGACGACUGAAGACACUGAGAAGGACGUGCCGGCAGUGGCCUCCGAUACCUCCAAGAAGGUAGCGAAGAGUCCAUGGCUGUCCGCGUAUUUCAACUCCGUGGCUGGGAUCAAGGCGGCAUCAAGUUGCAUACAACUGGUGGAUGUCUACGGCGACGGUGAUGCCAAGCUCGUAGUUGCCGACGGAGAUCAACGGCUCAAGAUGUAUAAGGGAUCGUCACUUCACGGAGAGCAAGCGGUUCUAGGAGUGCCAUCGGCUUUGAGCUACUUCUACUCGGACAACAAUCGGCCACGCAUCCCUGCGAUUGCUGUUGCCUCGGGUCCCUAUAUCUUCAUCUAUCGCAACUUCCGUCCGCAUUACAAGUUCACCGUCCCCUCGAUCGAGAUCGAUGCUCAGGAGACAAAGCUUUGGGAGGCGCUGGCGAAAUGCACGAUUGAAGUCCCUGACGCUCUCGCACAACUUUCAACCAUGCGUGGGCUAGGCAUUCGGCUAUCAGAGCGUUCGAGAGGGCUCCUGGCGAUUGACAACAUUGAGGAGCAAGCUGAAUACGUCUCCCGCUUCAUGGACGACCCGCUCGUUGAGCGCUCGUGCGUGACCUGCAUGACUUCUAUCAACAAGAACAUGGAUGACAAGGACGCGGUGAGCUGCUUAGUGGUGGCCACGGAAGGUUGCAUGGUGUAUGUGUUAGACCCUCAGGGUACGUCGCUCAUCCAGCAGAUCAAGGUUCCGGGUGUGCCGGUGGAAAUUGUGGCUGUCGGGUUGCUAGACGUCGAGUGCCGACUGGUUAUCACGACUCGCAAUGGGUCCGUAUACAUGAUUAAGAAUGGUGAGCUGCUGAAGUCGGUGAUUGAGCUGGAGUCUCCUGCUUGCGGCUUGGUGCAGCUGGAGAAGAGCAUUGUGAUUGCAUCCAUGAGUCGCAAACUCACGUCGUAUCACCUCAAGGGCAAGAAGAACUGGAGUCUGACCAUGAGCGACGACAUUGUGGCUCUUGAGGCAUUCAGUCUUCGUCGUACGAAGGACACACGCGGCGUUCUUGUGGCUUUACGCAAUGGCGAAGUCACGCUGUACAACGAAAAGGUGAAAGUGUGCACCCUCAGUACGGAGACGGUGCUGACAGGAAUGCGCUUUGGUCAGUACGGCCGCGAAGAGGCCUCGCUCGUGCUCGUUCAAAAGAGCGGCGCGCUUUCGCUCAAGAUCCUGAAGCGCACAGCCAGUCUAGAGGCGAUUUCUGAGGCAGCAGGCCCUCCCCCGGAACAAGACAUCCCCCUGAACAUCCCCAAGAAGACGACCUUGUACGUCGAACAAACCCAGCGCGAGCGAGAUCACGCCACCGAAAUGCACCGCCAUUUCCAGCGAGACCUGUGCAAAUUGCGACUGACCACGGCUCGAGCUUACGUGAAGAUCAUCAAAGACGGACAGGGACCAGUAUCGUACUCGACGGGUGCAGCAAUUCGCCUGAAUGCACAGGUGCAGGGAAUCGGUCCGUUCUUCCGAAUCAAGCUGAAUGUCCAGAAUGCUGGUACCAAGGCGGUGACAGACAUUACCGUGGCCUUCCACUACGACCACGAGCUGUACCGCGUCGAGCAGAGCUUGCUGUUGAUUCCCCUCGUGAUUCCCAACGUGCAAUACCAGUACGCGGUGGAUGUGGAGAGCAUCUCGGAGCUCGGCGCUGCCGACAACGUGUCCAUCUUCGUGUGCGGCAAGGACAGCUGCGUCCCGCUCGUUUCGGCAGUGGUGAGCAUGCCGUUGAGCGAGCCGGAGAUGUAG